AUGAGAAAAGAGUUUAAGGAAUACAAUGAGAAGAACUUCCGGAACAUGCAAUUUAUUUACGAUUUUUUGGAUAAGAUUGGAAUGAAAAAUAGUUUGGAGGCGUUGAAGAACGAAAGCAAAAUAAAUUACGUAAAGGAGUAUGACAAGUAUUUUUUGGAGAAAGGCAGAAACCAGGACGCGGACAAGGAUGUGAACACUCGAGAUGAGGAAGUAGAUAACGAUUUAAGCAACAUCCCAAGUGACAAUCGAUGUGGAAACCGAAGUGAUAGCCUCAGUGACAGCCCCAGUGACAACCUCAGUGACAAUUUGAGCGACGACUUAGAAAUCGAUCGCGCCUUUUUUAUCCACACGAUUGAAAAAAUGAAGAAUACAGUUUUGUGUAAAGCUAUAGACAGCUUCGAAAGCGCAUUAAACUGUAGUAGCAGCAGUAGUCAGAAUGCGAGGGAAAGGGGUGAAAAAAGAACGGACAGUGCAGAAAAGGGAAACAGUUUCCAAAACAUGGAUACCUUUCCCGACUAUAAAAAAAGUUUCACAGCACCUUCAGCUGAUAACCGCGUAGGGAUAAAAAAAGAACAUAACGAAUGUAGUCAGGAUAGCGUUCAAAAUGAAGGUACAAAUCGGGGUGAACAUAUGGGAAUUUUUGACAAAAUAGAAGACGAGACCAAAAGCGACAUGGACAACGAUAGCAGCAAAGCUAAAGAUGCAUGCAUACUAAAAAAGGUGGCCGAAAAUGUGAAGGACAUAUCUUCGGUAGCGAAAAACCAUUUGAAAUUUCCCCUAUCAGUAAAUGGGAAAUUACCAGCGGGGGCAAGCAGCAAACUUGACUUAACCCUUAAUGGAAAACCGAGCGUUGAAGUGGAUGAAAAUGCGCCCAAAAAUGAGGCGAAGUUGGGCCAAGAAAAAAGGAGCAUUGACAAUUUCCCGUACAACUUUGAAAGCAUUGAGGGUGCACAUUGGCCCGUCGAGAAGGGAAAAAGUUGCUACUUGAGUGGCAAAAAGAGCAAGAGUCUCAAUGGGGAAAGCGGCAAAGGUGCAACGGGCAAAGUGGCAACGGGCAAAGCGGUAACGGGCAAAGCGGCAACAGGCAAAGCGCUAACUAGCAGCGCGGGAACGGACAGCCAUAAGGCAAGGGAUGUGCACAACUGGGACAGCUUCUUCACGUACGAACGGGAAAUCUGCAGAGAGUUAAAAGUAAAAUACAGCGGCGGCGCAAAAGGCAAAAGCGAAAACAACAACGGGGAUGACAACUACAUCGGAUCGACGUCCAACAUUUUAGUUGUAAAAUAUGUAGACAUUUAUAACCUGGAUACGUGCCAAAAUAUGAGAUUCGAGAAUAUCAUUUUUUUCAAAAACUUUUUCCCAAUCUUGCUUCUGGUAGGGUUCGCAGAUGGAAACGUGAAGCUUCUUUUAAUACUCUACGAGAAAAGCGACAAUGAACAUAACGCGGAGGAAUGCAUUCACAUAUGCAAAGAGUUGGACCAUCUAUCUUUAAGCUCACCCAUAAUGUUUAUCGAUAUUAACUACAAGGACAAUAUAUUUAUCGUGUCCACAAUGAAUGGAGAUAUAUAUAUAUGCAAAAUAAAUAUCAACCAUCUCUCCAUUUUAACGGAAAAUGUUGAAUUAAAUCACUCAAUUGAUGACAUAAAAAAUCAUGUAAAAACGGAGGAAAGGUAUAUUAGCAUUAUAAGAAAUUUAACGUAUCAUAAUAAGUACUCCAUCAAAUGUGUAUUUAAUGAGGAUUACUCACUUUUUUGUUCCAUAGCAAAUGAUAAGAAUUUAAUUAUUUACGAAAAAAUUACAAGUGAAAAUGAAAUGUCCGUAAUUUAUGAAAAAAAAAAAGUCAUAGGAUUGCCUGAAAUACCAACAAGUGUUUUGUGGGUCAAGGAAAAUCACAACAAAGAAAUGAUAAUCACCAGUAUGCUAAGCAGUAAUCAUGUCCUUUGUAUAAACAGCAAGACGUACAACGUAGAGAGUAAAAUUUACUUAUUUGAUGAAGCAGACAAAUAUAAUAUUCUCAAUUUAGAAUAUAAUAAAAAUAAAAACAUUUUGGUGAUAUGCACGGACACGUCCAACAUUUUUGUCUACUCCUUUGUUGACAUAAACGGAAAUAACAUUUACAUCACGUCAGACGAUAAAGCGAAUGGUACCCACAUUUUAAUUUUUGACAUAAAAAGCGGCAACAUUAUAGGCGUUAUAAAUAAUGGCUAUAAAAUCAGAUGCUUUCAAUUGUUAAAAAGUUACAUUUGCCCAUUUUCCAGUGAAACCAAUUCGAAUAACAUUGAGGAAAAUAAAAAAUCGUUGCUUAUCUUGGGAUCCUUUGACAAGAAAAUACAUUUUUACUCUAACUGA
Molecule: messenger RNA, 2349 nt
Organism: Plasmodium cynomolgi strain B
Lineage: Eukaryota; Apicomplexa; Aconoidasida; Haemosporida; Plasmodiidae
Exons: 2
Coding region: 1-2349 (782 amino acids)
Molecular function (GO): protein binding
Source: RefSeq, a predicted model, not a curated record